AUGCACAAGACAGACCCAGCAUCGACAUGGAACAUCAAUUAUUUAUCCACUGUGAAUCAUACCUCAUUAUCAUAUGCCGCCGGUGCAAGCACGCUGUGCCAGCAGGAUCCCCAGUGCCAGUAUUUGGCAGGGAACAUGAACACCAUACGCAAGCACUGGCAGAACAAGCACAGCUGGUCGCCAUAUCCCAGCCGUGGCCGUACAGCGCCACAAAAGCGUACGGCAGCACAGGAUGAGGUGGACAGAUCAUGCCAGAAGGUGCAGUUCCAGCAGAUAUUUGCAUCGCGCAAGGGCUCCCACUACAUACAGAUCCAGACUAAGGAGACUACUGAGCACACCGGCACGCCAGACCAGAACAGAGCCAGCCAUGUCAUUGAUGAGCUGGAGCGGUUUUACCGGGAACAGCAACGGCAGACCAGCAAUGUCAUCCAGGCCGGGGAGCACGAUGAAGCCAACCCAUGGCUGCGGCGGACCAGAUGGCCGGUGUACUUGACCAACAUCGCACCCAAUGAUCUGGUCAACUGCGUCCAGCGGCCCGACGAUGACACCACGUGCCCAGAUGAACUGGCCGCGAGGGCCAUCUGGGAGGCCAUGGGGCAGGUUGCCCGUACCAGCCAGCGAGUCAUCACACGGCUGGGCCACUUCGUCCGCAUCGAGGCCAUCCGCACAGAGCGACACCAGACCCGGCACACCCCGUUGCAGGCAUACAUGGAUGAGGAGAGCAUCGCCGAGCACGUGAGGCCAUGGCAGCAGAUGUUGAUGUUUUUCGCCCGAACGCAGGUCGAGCAUGAAUGGACGAGCCCACAGUACCGGUUCACACCACGGCAGCGCAAGACAUGGAGGGUAUUAUGGCAGGUAGCCACCACAGAGGGAGCCGACCAGCGACACCCCAUCAGCCCAGACCCCAUGGAUGAGCAGAUGACUGAGGAAGAAGAAGAGGAGGAGGAGAAGGGACAGAGAGAUACGCAGUCAGAAGAAGAAGAUAAGUUCAAAUCAACCAAGAUCCAGAUGGCAUGUUUGGAUUUUUGCAUUGAGCUGCUGGACCAGCGGGUUCAGGUGGAGGAUUAUGAGUGCGCGCUGGUAGACGCGUUGGCGGUGCUGGGACGGGGGGAGUAUGGAUGGCGCGACGCGGAGAGCUACCCACCAAUAUUGUCACGGAUCAUCUAG
Messenger RNA from Histoplasma mississippiense, 1167 nucleotides. RefSeq lists its product with no specific name. NCBI's taxonomy places the organism in Eukaryota, Fungi, Ascomycota, Eurotiomycetes, Onygenales, Ajellomycetaceae. The record is from RefSeq and is a predicted model, not a curated record. The transcript has 2 exons. The coding region runs from base 1 to 1167 and encodes 388 amino acids.